Molecule: messenger RNA, 1414 nt
Organism: Chara braunii
Lineage: Eukaryota; Viridiplantae; Streptophyta; Charophyceae; Charales; Characeae
Source: the annotation of a GenBank genome assembly
GCUGAGAUAGUCAGCCUCAAACAGUCCCAACUGUCUGCCCCCCGUCCUCCUAACCCUCGACCUGCGGCAGUCCCAGUCUCUCACCCUAACACAGUUCUCAUGACGAGAGCAAGUGGAACUGUGACGAGCGCAGGAACCGGUGCCAGCUCCUCAAGCGGCAGCGUCGGCAGUUCUGCACCGGUCCUAGUUCCAAAUGCAGGAACAUCAGCCCAAAACGCCACAGUCCUUACCGGCGUUCAAUACAGCGGUCUCGUAGUGGACAAGAGGGCGGCCACGCUGCCGUCCAAGUACAACGGGAAGGGGGACAUCACCUCUUGGAUCAACUCCAUGCGCUCAUACUUCGAGGUACUGCGAACACUGCAGGAAGACCGAAGCAUGAUCAUGGGCACAAAUAUUGAGCCCGCCAUACGGAGUUUCAUAGAACUCCAAGCUGUUACUGCAGGUUAUGAGAGGAUUGACUUGACUGAGUGGCUGAAAGUGAUUCUUAUGUUGGUUGAGCUUAAUCGUGCGAAUGGUAUAGAUUUUUCUACCCUCGCGAUUGCUAAGAUAUCCCUCCAGCCACUACUGAACAUGGCACCUGUGCGCCGUCGAUCCGACCCACACACAUUUUAUUAUGCAGACCUCAAGGGCACUAAGGAUGGCCAGACAAUCGGCACACUUCGGUACAGCAUUUGCAUGCGAUUUAGCAUUUCGAAUGCCGUACGCAUGUAUUGCCUUAAUCCACCCAUCACAUCACCCAUUCGUAAGAAACUUCCGCCUCCUCCAGGAGUUUUCCCCCCACCUUCUGUGCCGUCUUCUACUCCAACCCAUCCAUCUUUGAACCUUUCUUCACUUAAUUCACCAGAGGCCAAUGGCCCCAUGGCUGCUGCUGCUGCUGCAGCUAAGGCAUCUCCAUAUGGGGUGUCAGCGAUACGUAUCUGUCUUUUGCACUGCAAGGGAUUGACAGCCAGGAAUGAAGCAUCCAGGUCCCGUCGAGGACUGGCCCCAUAUGUCAGCUACCAACUACCGGGGUUCCCACGGCAUGACACCCCAUUCUCUUCGGGAAGCAACCCCAUGUUUGACGAUGUCUGCGUUUUUCCGCUCGUCAAUUCCAGAGCUGUGGAGAAGUUUCUACGUGAUUUUCAGCUACAGAUGCAUGUGUUUGAUGACAAUGAUGAAGAUCUUGAAGAUGCUGGUCUCCUUGGCAGCACUGCAAUUCCUCUCAAGCACCUGGUGAACGGACAGGCAAUCUAUGGCACUUAUCAGCUUACCGGUUGCAGAGGACAGGUUACCACAGGAAGGAUUAGAUUGGCAGAAAAUACUGUAAUACAAAACCCCGAAGGAUAAGCAACCGCCGAGCACCCUUUGGUUAAACCACCAGUUCAGCCAAGUGUUAUGAAUCUGGCCAAUUUCGAAGUAAAAAUUCAUGAGAAAG